Messenger RNA from Notodromas monacha, 3400 nucleotides. The record is from the annotation of a GenBank genome assembly. Lineage: Eukaryota; Metazoa; Arthropoda; Ostracoda; Podocopida; Cyprididae.
AUGGCCCUCGCCAAGGCGUCCGAACUUCUCCCAACCAUGGACGGAGUCGGAACGCGUGUCAUCCGUGGUCCACACUGGAAAUGGGGCAAACAGGACGGCGGAGAAGGUCACGUCGGCACUGUCCGAACGGUUGAAAGCCCCGAAGAAGUAGUCGUUGUCUGGGACAACGGCACACCAGCAAACUACCGCUGCUCGGGCUUUUACGAUCUACGCGUUUACGACUCCGCUCCUUCCGGCGUCAAGCACGAAGGCUCCAUUUGCGACGGUUGCCGUCAGUCGCCCAUCUACGGCAUCCGAUGGAAGUGCACCGACUGCGCCAAUUAUGACCUAUGUUCCAUGUGCUACCACGGUGACAAACACGCAUUGCGUCAUCGAUUCUGUCGGGUCUCAAUCUCCGGAGAAAAGACCCCUGUGGAGUGUCGCCGCAAAUCAAAAAAGAUUGCCGUUCGGGGCUUGUUUCCCGGUGCUAGGGUCAUUCGUGGUGUAGACUGGUGGUGGGACAAUCAAGACGGCGGCCCUGGGAGAAGAGGAAAGGUGACAGAGAUCCAAGACUGGAGCGCCGCAUCUCCACGAUCCGCAGCGUAUGUGCUCUGGGAUUCUGGAACGAAGAAUCUUUAUCGCGUUGGUUUCGAAGGCAUGGCUGACCUGAAAGUCGUUAGUGACGCGAAAGGAGGAUACGUUUAUCGAGACCAUUUACCGCUACUCGGUGAGGAAGCAAAUUCCCGUGUGUCGUCCCAUGGAUUCCAGAUUGGCGACAGAGUCAACGUGGAUCUGGACAGUGAGAUCGUGCAGAGUCUGCAACACGGUCAUGGAGGCUGGACAGAAACCAUGUUCGAAUGUCUUGGAAACACUGGCACUGUUGUUGGAAUCGAUGCCGACGGAGAUGUCGUUGUCACUUACCCAAGUGGAAAUGGAUGGACGCUUAAUCCCGCAGCUCUCACGAAAGCAAGGGAUGCUGUAGUGUUGGGAGCCGAAGGCGGAAUUCCCUGCGAGCCCCCGUUCUGUGUUGGAGACUACGUUCAAAUAUGCACAGAUCUGGAGCAAAUGAAGCUGCUGCAACGCGGACACGGAGAAUGGACGGACGGCAUGUUUUCAACAUUGGGAAGAAUAGGACGUGUGUUGAAAGUGUACGCCGACAACGACUUGAAGAUCGAGGUGUGUGGGACUUCGUGGACCUACAACCCGGCAGCCGUGUCUAAAGUUGCAUCGGAGAAUGGCGAGAAGGUGACAGGACUGUUGAAGAAACUGUUUGAGCCUUCCCCAACUGGAGACAUCGUCGAAGACCUGGUGAAGUCGUCGGCCAACGGAGACGCCACAAUUGCCUUGGAUUGUUUGCAAGCCGGAGCGAAUGUGAAUGGGUUCCAUUCGGGCCACAGUGCGUUGCAAGCCGCGGCCCAGAACGGACACGAAGAGGUGAUCAAGCUGUUGCUGGCCCACAAGGCAGAUAUUGAGUUGGAAGACGUGGAUGGUGAUCGCGCAGUGCAUCAUGCUGCGUUUGGAGACGAGCCCUGUGCCCUGGAGUUGCUUGCUCAUUCCGGUGCUGAUUUGAAUGCGAGGAACAAACGAAGACAGACUGCGUUGCACGUGGCGGUUAACAAGGGCCAUAUUGGAGUCGUCCGAGCCCUGUUGGCCCUCGGAGCGUUGCCGAGUCUGCAGGAUAUUGAAGGAGAUACUCCACUGCAUGACGCGGUUUCAAAGAAGCGCGACGACAUCCUUGGAGUACUGCUAGACUACAACGCUGACGUGGCGGUGUGCAACAACAACGGAUUCAACGUGCUGCACCACGCUGCCCUGCGAGGCAACCCGUCUGCCAUGCGGAUCCUGCUGUCCCAGCUGGCCCCAAAUCGGGCCUGGAUGGUUGAUGAGCGGAAGGACGAUGGCUACACGGCCCUACACCUCGCUGCACUCAACAACCAUUGCGAAGUGGCCGAAUUGCUUGUGAAGAUUGGCAAGGCGGACAUGGAUGUGCAAAACGUUAAUUUGCAGACGGCGUUGCAUUUGGCUGUUGAACGUCAGCACACUCAGAUUGUUCGGCUGCUUGUCAGGGAAGGGGCCAGUGUCAAUAUGGCGGACAAGGACGGGGACACGCCGUUACACGAGGCCCUCAGGCAUCACACACUGUCUCAAUUGCGUCAGCUGCAGGACAUGCAGUUACAGCAAAACACUUCCAGCGUCGCCUGCAAAAAGUCAGCUGCAAACAUCGCCUGUUUCCUGUCGUCGCACGGCGCUGAUCUGAAGCAAACGAACAAAAAGAACCAGACAGCUUUGGAUUUGUGCCCCGACCCGAACCUGCGUCGAACGCUGAUUCAAUGCCACCGAGAAGAAUCUGCGGGUGGCCAUAAUAAGACGGCUUUGGCCCAGUCCCCGACGCCUGUCCCGACCCCUGCAUUGCCACGCAACAACGAAGUACCAUGCACCUCGAACGCCGUCGCGCUCACGAACGUGACCGAUAACAUACUGGUUUGCACCAACAACACCUCGUCGUCGGACAAUAAUACGAAUCGUCCUGACAACAUCAACUCGCCCGAGGAAUGCAUGGUGUGUUCGGAUGCAACGAGGGACGUUGUAUUUGGGCCCUGUGGGCACUUGGCUUGCUGCUCUCAUUGCGCACCGAUCGUCAAAAAGUGUCUGGUGUGCAAGGAGACGGUCAGUUCGAAGACGAAGGUGGAGGACUGCGUCGUUUGCUCGGAUAAACCCGCCGCAGUUUUGUUCCGUCCGUGUAAUCACAUGUGUGCUUGCGAAUCGUGCGCUGCACUGAUGAAGAAGUGUGUCCAGUGCAGAAGUGUUAUUGAAAAGGUUGUGAGUUUUGCGGAGUGUUGUGGAGGAGGGGUACCGGAAGUGCCUCAAGCAACGAACAAGACGAAACGUGAGACACACAACGCGGAUUUCGACAAAUUACGACAACAGCUGCAAGACAUUAAGGAGCAAACCAUGUGUCCCGUGUGUCUCGACCGACUGAAAAACAUGAUUUUUCUCUGCGGACACGGCGCCUGUCAGAUGUGUGGCGACCAAAUGUCCGAGUGUCCGAUCUGUCGCAAAAUCGUCGAAAAACGGAUUCUGCUCUACUGAUGAUCCACGAAGAUAAACGGUGCCAAAAGUGUGAAUACUUACACCAGUCCUCCUUUUUUGUGACGAAUUUCUCGAGUAUUAUCCUGACAAGUCAGUCCACCCGACGCUUUUGUGGAGAUAUCGCAUUUCAAGUACAGUACUGUAUCCUGGUAUUUUUAUGUAUUGACGUUGAGUCAAAUUUUAUGACACCGUGAUUUUCGCUGUUUCUUUUGAUGACUAGAUUUCUUAAUCAUGACGAAAGUUGAUUAAAGUUCCCGCGUUAAAUUGUUCGAAGAGGAUGCCAAUUUUGUGAUUUUUUCGAAGAAACGGGAGUGUUUUUUUUUUUUUUUUU